Messenger RNA from Penicillium angulare, 1068 nucleotides. RefSeq names its product ATP synthase complex assembly protein ATP12. Gene Ontology annotation, cellular component: mitochondrion. The transcript has 2 exons. NCBI's taxonomy places the organism in Eukaryota, Fungi, Ascomycota, Eurotiomycetes, Eurotiales, Aspergillaceae. The record is from RefSeq and is a predicted model, not a curated record. Gene Ontology annotation, biological process: mitochondrial proton-transporting ATP synthase complex assembly. Bases 1 to 1068 code for a protein of 355 amino acids.
AUGGCAAGUUUCACUCGUGCUGCAUUCCCGCAGCUCUCAUCUCUCGUACGACACAAUGCCGCUCGCCGAUUCCACUCCUCCCCUUUGAACGCCGCAGUCGCACACCCCAUUACCGCCCAUGGUCCCCCACCCAAAGCUCCAGAGCCAGCAGCCGGUUCAAAAAGCGAACAGAAAUCAGAGGCAUCGGCAACAAAUGCUUCAACAAAGUAUAAAACGAUUGAGUUGAAAUCGCGGUUCUGGAAUGAUGUCCAUGUACACGGGAAAUCAGGAGAAUAUCAAGUUCUACUCGACAAGCGUCCCGUCAGAACACCCAAUAAAGAUAUCCUCACAAUCCCCGCUACAAAGCCUCACCUUGCACAUGCCGUUGCGCUAGAAUGGGACGUGAUGACAUCCGCCCAACAAGCUCUGAAAAGUCAUCUUAUCCCCCUUACAUCGCUUUCUGCGCGCGCCGCAGAUAUCGCCCGUGAAGAUGAAGCAGGCGACAAGACAACCCGAGAGGCAAUCAUCAAGACCGCAAUGCGAUACCUCGAUACCGAUACAUUGUUAUGCUGGGAACCAGAGCGGAGAACCACUUCGAUUCUAGACCGGACACCAGUAGAGGCGGAGGAGAACGUCGAGAGUCUGCGUGAGAUUCAGAUUCGUGUUGCGCAAGGUAUCAUGGGGUUCUUGUCUACUAAGGUCUGGCCUGGAUUGGAGAUUAAGCCCAUCCUUGACUCCGAUAGCAUUCUCCCCGUGUCACAGCCACCCGCUACCAAGGAUAGUAUUCAAACUUGGGUGUCGGAGCUCUCGGCUUAUGAUCUAACUGGGUUGGAGAGAGGUAUUUUGGCCUCUAAGAGUUUACUGGUUGCUACACGACUGCUGGUUGAGUGGAGUGAGAACUUCCGUCAUCUUCAACGAUCUGAAGGACAGAAGUGGGGAUUGGAUGAGGCGGCCGAGGCUGCUAAUUUGGAGGUUAAGUGGCAGACAGAUAUGUGGGGUGAGGUUGAGGAUACCCAUGAUGUUCAGAUUGAGGAUUUGAAGCGACAACUUGGUAGUGUUGUUAUUCUUGUUAGCGGCGAGACUCGAUAG